This is a messenger RNA of Aspergillus ruber CBS 135680, 1067 nucleotides long. Its product is annotated as cytochrome P450. Bases 1 to 951 code for a protein of 316 amino acids. Gene Ontology annotation, molecular function: monooxygenase activity; heme binding; iron ion binding. The transcript has 6 exons. Lineage: Eukaryota; Fungi; Ascomycota; Eurotiomycetes; Eurotiales; Aspergillaceae. The record is from RefSeq and is a predicted model, not a curated record.
AUGGCGCGGAAGGGACAAGAAUGCGAGCCAGUGGACCUACACAGUUACUUCCAGGCAAUGAUGACCAAUAUUGUCGCAGAGACUGUGCUUGACUAUCCAAGGCAGCUUGUCAGUUAUGACGCGCCUACUUCACGAUGGAUGGCUGUGCACCACUUCAUUAGUCGGUAUCGUUGGCUUAUUGGGGACAUUCCGUGGCUUGUUCCAAUUGGCCUGGGCUUACUCAAAGUAUUCCCAGACUGGAUUGGUGCAAUCAGCGAUGGCUUUAAGGACCUAUAUGAGCACUGCAAGAUUGUCGGGAAUGAGAUCUUGACUACCAGGAAAAUAAAUGACCGCACACUGUCAUCGGCCAAGCGCCAGUCCGUACUGCUCUUGGAGCAUCAUGACCACAUACAAGAACUCACUAGGAACAAUACUUCAGAGUUACUACAACAGGCUGCCGUGUUUCUGCUUGCUGGCACAUCCCCCUCCAUCACGCUAACCGUCGCAUGUUUCUACAUUCUGAAGUUGGCACACAUAAGAGAACAGCUGCGAAAUGAAUUGGAUUCACUGGAACGUAGGACACUGGAUGUUUCCGCUCCGCAAUUUGACUGGCGGGAGCUUUCUCGGCUGCGUUAUCUCACACGCAUCUCCGCAGCACAUUUCGUCUUUCAUCAUAACGAAAACAUCUUCCCUGAGCCUGGACACUUUGACCCCGAAAGAUGGCUUCACAAGUCUACCGAGGAGCUCCAGACCAUGGAGCAAUACUUCAUGCCAUUUAGUAAAGGGUCCAGGGCAUGCAUUGGGUGGCAGCAGGCAUAUGUCUACAUGUUCACCGCUAUAGCCUAUAUCUUAACUCGGUUUGAAAUGAAGCUUAUAGGAAACCCGCCAGACAACUUGAACUGGAAAGAUCAAACUGGGGCGGUUCCGGUAGCGCCACCUCUUGUUUGGCUCAGGUCAAGGAAUCGGACUUGAUCGGUACGUAUUGGACUGGCAUACAGAUGCUUUUGAUGUCACCUUCAAAGCUGGAUUCAUAUAAAACAGAAGAUUUAAAACACUAUCUCUUUCUCAAUCUACAUUAAACCUUAUCC